AUGGCGGCCUCGGGGUUGUCGGCGGGGUCCUGCUCCUCCUCCUCCGUGCUGGGGGGUCCCGGGGGGGCGGCGCCGUCGGGGCGGCUGGUGCUGGAGACCCUGGCGGGGCUGCUGCGGGGGGGCGCGCAGGCGGGGGGGGGCCCGGAGACGACGCCAGGCCUGGCCGGGCUGCUGCGCUGCGCCAGGGAGGCCGGCGGGGGAGGGGGCGCCCAGGUGAGAGAGAGAGAGAGAGAGAGGGACCCCCCCGGGGGGAGGGGGGAGGGCAGCGGCAACAACACUCCGGGGGCGCCACUCCCCCCACCCGGGCCCCCCCGACCCAGAAUGGCCUUUCCCCCGGGGGGGGCCCGGCGCCCCCAAAUACCGUCUCGGCCUUGCUUCCCAGUGACCCCAAGGGAGGGUGGGGGGGAGGGGGCGCCCAGGUGAGAGAGAGAGAGGGACCCCCCCGGGGGGAGGGGGGAGGGCAGCGGCAACAACACUCCGGGGGCGCCACUCCCCCCACCCGGGCCCCCCCGACCCAGAAUGGCCUUUCCCCGGGGGGGGGGGCCCGGCGCCCCCAAAUACCGUCUUGGCCUUGUUUCCCAGCGACCCAAAGGGAGGGUGGGGGGGGAGGGGGCGCCCAGGUGAGAGAGAGAGGGACCCCCCCGGGGGGAGGGGGGAGGGCAGCGGCAACAACACUCCGGGGGCGCCACUCCCCCCACCUGCCCCCCCCGGACCCAGAAUGGCCUUUCCCCCGGGGGGGAGGGGCCUGCGCCCCCAAAUACUGUCUCGGCCUUGCUUCCCAGUGACCCAAAGGGAGGGUGGGGGGAGCAUCCCCUUGGCGCCUCCUUCUCAGGGCGGGGUCCCCAGGGCGCCCCUCGGUCUCCUGAGCAUGAGCAGAGUGCCUCCCCUACCCAGCGCUGCUCUCUGAGCGGGUCCCUUUGUCUCCCUCCAGGCGUCGCCCACCCUGGGGGGGCUGGUGAGCCUCAGCAACACCCGCCUGGGCUCCAUCAAAACCCGGUGAGUAGCUGCCUCUCUCCUUCCCCCCCACAAUGCCCCCAGGUGCUGUGGACUUGCAGAUUUUGGGGCAGUCCUUGGUCCUGGAUUCUGGAGCUGCCAUUCCUGCCUGGCAAGGGGUUGGGAUAGAUGACCCUGGGGGUCUCUUCUCACUCUACCCAUUUGGCGGCAGGGGUCUUGCGGCACCACUCCAAAACCGGCGCAUCGCUGUCGCCCAUGGGCCCUCGGGGGGACCCACAGGUGUCUCAGAAUGGGGACCCAAGGGGGCAUCUAGUCCAACCCCACCACCCGCAGGCUACCGGGACUUUUUCUCUUGACAUCAUCGUCUGGCCGGGGGUUGGUUUGGAUGACCCUUGGGGACCCCUCCCAGCCCUCCAGUGCUCUGAUUCUGCCCUGCUUCUUCUUCCCCCUGCAAAGGUUUGAGGGCCUCUGCCUCCUCUCCCUGCUGGUGACAGAGAGCUCCACCGAAGCCUUCAGCCAGAACUGCCUGGGAUGGCUGCGCAGCCUGCAGCACCUCAUUCAGGUGAGGGGGGGCGCCAGUGCCCCCCACCCUCUUUGCCUCCCCCCAGGCCCAAGAGCUCCACAGCUGCACCCACCUUUCUGGGCCCAGGAAGGCUGGGUGGCUCGGAUGUUUUGGGUGCCUUAAUUCUCCUUUUGGGUGGGAGGUGUUAGAUGAGGAAGGCUGCCCCCCCACUAACCUCAUUUCCUUCUCCUCCCCCCUCAAGUCUCAGGAUCCGCCCCCCACGAUGGAGCUGGCCGUCCUCAUCCUCCGUGACCUGCUGGAGUAUUCCUGCCAGAUCCCUGAGCUGGCACGAGACAUUGGCACCAACCACAUUCCGGGGCUGCUCACCUCCUUGCUGGCUCUCAAACCCGAGGUGAGACCCCCAACCCGCCCUGGUUGGGGAACUGGGGGUGGCCUGCACCCCCCCCCCCCGGCCCCAUGUACAUGUCUGAAGGCAUAAAACAAAACCCACAAAUUGAAUGAGUGAAUAUUGUUUAGUAUGGCAAAACAGCCAGCUUGGUAAAACCAGAAAUUCAACAUAAUUUUUACAUAAAUAUUAAAACAGUCAAAAUGGAAUGUAACAAUCAAUGAGCUAAUUAAAUAGAUGCAACCCCCAUAAUGUGACUCCCCCCCCCUUACGUAAGAACGUCAGAGCCUGGCUGGGUGAGGUUCCAGUGGCCAGAGACCUCUUCACACCGAGGGGUUGAAGUAGACUGCCUCUGCAGCUGGAGGCUCCAUAAGGACAGAAGAGCCUGGCUGCUGGGUCAGGCAUAGGCCACAGCGGCCAACCAAGUGCCCAUUAUGGGAACCCCGGACUCAGGAUUCGAAUGCAAGAGCAGCUCCCCAUCCUGCGUGUUUCAGUAUCUGGUGUUUAGAAGCAUUUAUUGGCCGUGGAGGCAGAGCACAGCCACCAGUAGCCCUCUUCUCCUCCACAAAUUUGACCAGUCCUCUUCUAUUGGGGGGGGGGCAUCUCUGCCUCUUGUGGCGGGGAGUUCCGCAGUUCAACAAAGAAGGGCUUCCUUUGAUCCCUCCUGGAUCUCCCCGCAUCUGGCUUCUCUGGCUGUCUCCCACCGGCUCUGGUGUUACAAGAGAGGAAACUUUUAUCUAACCCUUUUCUCUUUUCUGACCCCCCCUUGCCUCCCCCGGGACUCUUCCUAGUGCCAGAUUUCCACCCUGGAAGGAAGCAAGGCCUGCAUGAUGUUUUACCCCAGGGCAUGUGGCUCUUUGCGGGUAAGUCUUCUGUUUUGGGGGGGCAGAGGAGCAGCACUGGGUUGCAGAAUCCCCACUGACCCCUCUCCCCCCUUUACUUUCUGCCCCCCAGGGCAAACUGGCGGCCUAUUUCCUGGCCCGUGUGGAUGCAGAGACGCCCCACCUGCAACAGGUAAAAACCAACCUCUCUUGCCUUCCCUUCCGCUGUGCAGGGACCUCUGCCUUUUGUUUUAAACUGGGAAAGUCCCCUGGGGGCAGGGGGGUGGUUGUGGGACCUGGGAAGAGCCCCAGAGCAGUUGGCUCAGGCCAGAGGGGCCCCGAAUCCCGGUCCCCCCACACCUGGCCGACCACGUGCCCCCAAGGGGAAGAAUCCCACCAGCAGGGCCUGAAUAACCGUCAGAAGCUUCGUAGUUAUUUUAUAAUUCAUAUUUCUAUAGCCCGCCUUCGCUCCCCAAGCUGGCGUGUGCAGCUCCCCCACUUUAUCCCUAUAACAACCCUGUGAGGUAGGCCAGGCUGAGAGAAGCCUGUGACUGGCCCCCAAAGUCACCCCCGCCAAGCUUCAAAGCAGGGGGGGGGGGCUUGAACCCGGCUCUCCCAGGCCCUAAAUGUCAUUGAAUCCCCAAGAGAACGCUGUGAGGUGGGGAUUUGAACCCAGGACUCCUUGGGAUCCCGCCCCCCUUUCCCCUUGUGGGCUGCCCCACUGAUGCUCUGCCUCCUCCUCCUCCUCCCCCCAGCUGGCCUGCGACUGCUACGCCCUCCUGCCCUCCCUGGGCGCCGGCUUCACGCAGGGGCUGAAGUACACGGAGUGCUGGGGGCAGCAGGCCCACUGCCUCCUGGCCACGCUCCACAGCCUGCUGGGGACGCUCUACGAGGGAGCAGAGACAGGUGCGUCUCCUCAGACUUUGAACGUUGAUAUUGCUCUUACUUUGGGGGGGGGGGUUAGCAGGGCUCGGAAUUUGCCAGGCGCAUUUGGCACCUGGCUGUCGGCUACUUGCGACGAUGGUGCCUUGACAUCGCCACCCUUGGGGGGUCCUUGGAGCCGGACUGUUUUCACACACUACCACACACACAGCCUGUAGAAUUCUCUCAGUUCUAUUUCAUCUGCACAAUCGGAACGAAUUUCAAGAACCAAAGUGCUUUUUCUGUGCAGCCUGAGCAGGAGCCGCAAACAACUAGUUAAUUGUUAAUUGUUGUCAUAGUUGUCAUAGUUAAUUGUUGUCGCUAGUUUUUAGCGGUUCUUAUUUUUAUCUGUAAAAUAAGGGAGGAAGGUGGGAUAUAAAUAUUAUUAUUAUUUUAUUACAUUUAUGUACCACACUUCAUCGUAAGAUCUCAGGGCAGUUCAUAGAAUAAAAUGCAGGAUAAAAACAAGUCAAUAAGUAAAACAAAACAGCAAAACAGUAACCUCCCCCUUUCCACAGACUCAUUUAAAUAGCUGUAAAAUACGUUUUCGCCUGGCGCAUAAAAAUUUAUUAUUAUUAUUAUUAUUAUUAUUAUUAUUAUUAUUAUUUGUACCCCGCCCAUCUGGCUGGGCUUCCCCAGCCACUCUGGGCUGCUUCCAACAAAGAUUAAAAAUACAUUAAAAUGUCACACAUUAAAAACUUUGCUGAAUUUAUUUAGUUAUUAAUAAAACAUAAAAAAUUGCAGAUAAACUGGUCCCAGAUUUCGAAGGCUUUCUUGUACCAAUAGCAACACCUUGAACUCAGUUCAGCUGCAAAUUUGCAGGCAGUACAGAUGUUCUCUAUCGAUAAGACCUCCCUCCCAUCAGCAAUUGUGCUGCAGUAUGCUGCACCAACGGCAGCUUCCGGAUCAAGCGCGAGGGAAGCCCCACAUGGGGGGAGGGCGCAAACCAAGCCCCAGCCCCAGCCAGGAGGCUCUUGUUUUGCAGCGGCCAUAUUCCCAGCAGACCUGCUCACGUCAUGCGCCCCGCCAGCUAAUUUGAGGGCGGGGCGUCUCCUGCCCUUGCGGGAGCAAUUAAGAUAAGUGCUUUGUUGACGAGCCGAUUGGACGUGUUGUGCGGAGCCCACAUAACGGAAACAGGACCAGUGAUGGAUGUUGACAGCGGAGGAGACGGGCCAAAUCCCAGACCGCCGUCCCGUUGCGUGAUCAUUGCGUUUCAGCCCGUUUGCCUGUCUCCCCCAAAUUCCCCUUUCCUGGCCGUCUGGCUGCAGCUGGAAGCAGUGGCCUCCCAUGGGAAGCCCAAGGAACUCCUUCCCCAGAGGAAGAGCGAGCAAAAGUCUGGGCCGUUGCCCUGCCUUCCUCCAUUGCGGGGGUUGGACUAGAUGACCCCUGGCAUCCCUUCCAUGAUUCUAUAUAAGCAACAGUCCUUAAGUUUCCACUCAGCGUGGUAUAAGUUGUUCUCCCAUGAACAGCGCACUAAACCCUCUGCUCCACAGAUAAAUAUGUGGACAGAUAUUAUUGAGAACUUAAUUGACUCCCCCCUCUCUCUUUUUUCCUUUUCUUUUCAUUUAUGAUAGUUGAGUGCAGUAUUGUAUUCUCAGUUGAUUUCUGGGUCUUCCUCCCCAUUGUGUCUCCAUUUUAUUUAAUUUAUUUCUAUAUGCUUUUUUUUAUUGGCUGCGCUUAUGACUUUUACUGUAUUGUCUUUGACAGUGUUUUUCAAACUUUUUUGGGCAAAGGCACACUUGUUUCAUGAAAAAAAUCACGAGGCACACCACCAUUAGAAAAUGUUAAAAAAUUUAACUCUGUGCCUAUAUUGACUAUAUAUAAAGUAAUUCUCUUGAAUAGGAAUCAAAUAAACACAAAGAAAGUAUUUUAUAAUUACUUUAUUAUGAAAUAAUAAGUAAACAGAAAUAUGAAAAAUACUUUAUAUAAAAUACUUUAUUCAGUGCGCAACCUGGGCCUGUUUGGCUGAACACAAAGCUGAUAUUCUGGCUGGAAUCGAGGAAAGACACACACGUAGCUCUUCGUCAACAGCUCUCAGUCUCUCUCUGUAUUUAGUUUUUAUAGCAAUCAUGCUUGAAAAGCUCAUCUCACACAGAUAUGUAGUGGAAAAUGGGAGCAAUGUCAAAAUAGCUCUGUUUGCCAGAAGGGGGAACUCCUUGGCAGUAUCCAACCAAAAACUGUCCAAAGGUAGAUCAGCAAAUCUUAGCUUGAAACCACAAUUUUGUCUCAGUUCAGUUAGUUCCUCCUGCUCCUGUAAAGUCAUGUCCUUUCCACCAACUGAUGCUGAGCUAUAAGGGUCCCUAACCCAGUCAAGGCAUUCAGUGGAGACUGAAAAGAAAUAAAAUGACAACGUCUCCGGUCCUCCUGGUGACUCGAGUCGCGACGUCUUCUUCUCUCCGCUGCUGCGCACACUGUGCUCGGGCGGGAAGGAAGUCGGAAGAUGGUGUCCUACUGUGAUAGGUCCAGGCUGGAGUCUGGACCAAUCACAGCCCGGACAUCAGAAAAGUGGAGGGUGUCCCCCUGAGGAGCGCCAAUCGGCGCCCCUGCUGGCUGAGGGUGGGGUCAAACCCCCCCCCCAUACCCAGGACACAGUCCGGCGCCCGCCUAGUGGGCGAAAAUUUGAAAGUUUUUUUUUUUUUAUCUUUCGAAUUUUUCCCACGGCACACCAGGCAACAUCUCUAGUGUGCCGCGGAACAGUGGUUGAAAAACACUGGUCUAUGAGCUUGUAUUAAUAAAAUUAAAAAAUUAAAAUACUGUCCUUGUGGUCCAGUAUUUUAAAAGAGCUUGCAGUGGCUCUCCUACCAUCUUUUCUGGGGGGCAUCUUUUAAUUGCAAGAAGCACCCUCUUACCUCAGUCUAAGAGAGCCAAGCAAUAUAUCCAUAUAUCAUCCAAAACUGGUUUGAAGCCCAUAUCGUGAUAUAGGUUUCGCAGUUUUUGACCUGGUAAUAUAUCACAAAUCCUGGUAUGUGUUAUGCAAAAAUCACAACGAAGGAGAAACCGUGAAGCCGGUCGGUACCUCUACAUAGCGCCAUCUAAGUGUCAGAGAUCGUGAUGCAAUGCAACAGUAUUGCAAUGUUUAGCUGGGGAUGUACCGCGAUGUUGAAAACCAGAUACCGCCCAGCCCUCAAGCUCUUACUUGAGAUCAAAGAUUCUUUGGGCAACAUGUUCUUAAUUUUUGUUCCUUAUCGGCACUCUAAAUGAGCAUCUUAGACCAGGGCAGUCUGACCUCUCAGAUCGCAGAACCCACAAGCCACAUGCUGAAUUAAAUUUCCGUACUGUGAAUGGAAAGGCCUGCCAUAUAUUUAACAUACGCGAUUCAUAUACUUAAUUAAAUAUAUAUCAUUAAAUAGAGUUCGUAGAUAUAACGUAUUUAAACUGAACUAAUACACAGGUGUGUUUGGCUAUAGGUCGGAAUACAGAUUUAAUAAGUAAAUAUGCACAAAAAACAAAUGUUUAAGUGCUUUAAGAUGUUUCUUCUUGAAUGUUGCCAAGUGCUGCACAUUGGACCACCUUGCGGGCCACUUUAGAGCUGUCCUUUGUUCUGCAGGUUGGGACAGAUGACCUUUGGGGGUCCUCUUCCACCUAUGCAACCGGACCUGAUGGGUUCUCUCUCCCCCAUUCCUCCUUCUCCUCCAGAUCCCCUGCACUACGAAGGGCCUGGCGUGGAAAUCCUGCUCCCGACCCCCGAAGAUGGAGAGGUGAACUUCAUCCUCCGCCUGAAGCAUCGCUUCUCCGGACUGGCCAAAUGCCUCUGCCAGAUGCUCAGGUCAGGGGCCCCUCUCCCCCCCCCCCGCCUUUCCAGCCUUGCCGCUGUACUUGAGACCCCCCUCCCUCUAAAACAAGCACUUCAUUUGCCGCUCCAGUAACGACUUUGUGGCUCCCGUCUCCGUCCCAGUUCAAGACAUCCUGGACCUCGUUUGCCGCGCCCUCAACAUCUCCACAAAGAACAUCGUGAGUAGCCAUGGGGGCAGCGUUGGGGUCAGGGUGGGGCGGGCAGGUCCCCGAGCCGAGGGGGCACACAACUGAGAAGAUCCACUGUGGAGAAGAACUCUUCUGGGGGUGCCCAGUGCCUCAUUCAGGGCAUCGUAGUACCAAAGAUGACCAGAGUCUGUCCCUGCAAGAGGCUGGCAGUGCCUGUCUCAGCAAAGCCCCUCUCGGCUGCUCCUGUGCUUAUUUUGGCCCCAGAAUCAUCAUCAUCAUCAUAAUUAUAAUUAUUAAUUAUACCCUGCCCAUCUGGCUGGGCCUCACCAGCCACUCUGGGCGGCCUCCAACAGAAUAUUAAAAUACAAUAACCUAUUAAACAUUAAAAGCUUCCCUGAACAGGGCUGCCUUCAGAUGUCUUCUAAAAGUCUGGUAGUUGUUCUUCUCUUUGACAUCUGGUGGGAGGGCGUUCCACAGGGCAGGUGCCACUACCGAGAAGGCCCUCUGCCUGCUUCCCUGUAACUUGGCUUCUUCAGAGAGGGAACUGCCAGAAGGCCCUCGGCGCUGGACCUCAGUGUCCGGGCUGAGCAAUGCGGGUGGAGACGCUCCUCCAGGUCUACUGGGCCUUUGAGGCCGUUGAGGGCUUUCAAGGUCAGCACCAACACGGAAGAACUUUCGAGCUGGGAGAGCCCCCCAGGGCUCAUCUAGCUCAACCCCCCGCAGUGCAGGAACCUCAGCUAAAGCAUCCAAGACGAUGGGCCUCUUCGCUUCUUCUGGAAAGCCGCCAAGGAAGGGGAGCCCCCCUCCCUCCAAGGGAGCCCCCUCCCCUCUCAAACAGCUCCUUCCGUCAGGAAGUGCUUAGUAGGGACCUCCUCCUUCCUUCUAACCUGGACCAAAGAGGUGCUGGAGGAGAGGGCAUCGUAAAGAUUAAAUGAAAAAUGGGGCUUGUUUGUUAUUGGAAGGUAGAAUUCCAGGGCAAGGGAAGCCCCUAUGUUGUUUUAAUUCCUCCCUCUAAUUUGACCUUUUGUGUCCAGUGCAGUAGCAAACAGGUGUGCUCCUUGAAUAGCUGUUUUGUACAUGGAUGCAUGCUUUAUUUAUUUAUGGGGGAGGAAAUAUAAAUGACUUACAAGCUGACAUUUAAGGAAUAACAGAGUAUAGCAGAAUUAUAAUUAUAUGUUGCUGUCAUACGUUAAUGCCAUAUGCAUAUGUGUACGUAAAACCCACAUAUAUACAUGUUACAUUGUCAAAAUAAUUAUUAUGAGAAUUGUUGUUUCUUUUGUAAUGGGUUUAUUUUUUGCAAUGGGCGUGUGUGUGUGUGUGUGUGUGUGUGUGUAUACAUAUACAUAUACACCACACACACACACACACAUAUAUAUAUAUAUAUAUAUAUAUAUCGCUUGAAAACUUAUCCCUUAAGGCAGUGAUGGAGUGAUGGCCAAACUUGGCCCUCUGGAUGUUUUGGGACUACAAUUCCUAUCAUCCCUGACCACUGUUCCUGUUAGCUAGGGAUGAUGGGAGUUGUAGAUCAAAAACAGCUGGAGGGCCAAGUUUGGCCAGGACUGCCUUAAGGGAUCAUGAAGAUUAGUAGAAUUGUUGUUUACUGCUAUGCCUAUGCCUGUGGCUAUUGCUAUUAUUAUUACUGCGUACAGUAAUGCUAGAAAAAAUAAUGCAGCCUAGUAGACAGAUUCAUCCAGUGACCUUGGUCACUUUAUAAUGGGGGGGGUGGGAAGUGGGGGGGUGCUGCUCCCUUCCGCCCCUGACCCCCCCUCCCUUCCAGAGCUGGUUUGGUGACGGCCCCCUGCGGAUGCUCCUCUUGCCCUCCGUCCACCUGGAGACCCUGGACCUCCUUUCGGCGCUCAUCUUGGCGUAAGUCUCGGGGAGGGGAGAGGGCGUUGGGAACCCCCACCGGGCUCCACACCCCCAGCCCUGGCUGUCCCUUCUCUGACGCCCCCCUCCUCUCGCUUUCCCUUUGCAGGUGCGGCCCCCGCCUGGUGCGCUUUGGGGCCACCCUCGGCCGCCUCUUCCCCCAGGUCCUGACCACCUGGAGCAGCGGCCGAGACCUCUUCCCCCCCGGGCAGGAGCGCCCCUACAGGUAUGUGGGGAGCUGAGGAAGGGGGGCCCUUGCUGCUCUGGGCCAAUGUGUGCCACCACCCCCGGGGGGGGGCCUAGAGAAGGAGGGAGCAAGGCAGCGUGUUCGUGGUUCUCCCCACAACAGCCCUGCGAGGGAGUUUCGGCUGAGAAGCACCUGCCAGCCCUUGAGGUCUCCCAGGGCACAUCACAGCCAAGAUGGGGGAGCUGGAAGGCGACGCCACCCUGUCUCUCCAGAAAGCUGCCUCCCCCCCCCCCAACAGCACCAGCUGUUGCCUCCCCUGCUUAGUCCAGCAUUAGCGACGCCCCUGCAGGGUUGCCAGGGUCAGGCCUUCCUCUCUCUCGGCCUCUCCUCCUUUCUUGGAGGUCAAGUGCCCCCCUGUCCGGGGUUCUCUAGCUGCGAUUCCCGGGUUCCAGGGGGUUGGGCUGGAUGACCUUUGGGGCCCCCGUCCAAUUCUGCAUUGCCAUGAAGCCAGCCCCGGGUGAGGUGUGGGGCCUGCCAGGCUGUCCCCUCCUCCAGCUCCUCUUCCUUCCUCCUCAGUGCGGUGCGGACUCGGCUCUACGAAGUCCUGGAUCUGUGGGUCCAGUCGGCUGGGGCGGCCUGUGGCAUCCUGCAGGGACCCAGGACCCAGAGCGAGGCCCUGCUGGGUCACCUGAUCAGCGACAUCAGCCCCCCGGCCGACACCCUCAAGGUGAGCCGCCCCCCCCCCCCAUGAAGAAAGAAGUAUUGGAAAGGGAAAAGAAAAUGAAGGACCACGAGGCGCAGCAGGAAAUAUUGUUGAACCGAGAGUGGAGCUGAUAGUUUGUUGUACUGACUUGACUGGUAGUUUUAAAUAAUUAUAUUUUCAUCUAGUGCAUGGAAAAUAUUCCUUCUUUUGUAAUUUUUGCUAAUAUUUCCCCUUUUCUUCUUUCUUUCUUUCUUUCUUUCUUUCUUUCUUUCUUUCUCUCUCUCUCUCUCUCUCUCUCUCUCUCUCUCUCUCUCUUUUCCUCUCCCUUUAUCUCUUAUUUUCUUCUGCUUCUUUUCCUUGUUUAGCAUCUUAGGUAGCUGCAAUCUGGUUGUAUUAGGAGAAAAUCUCAAAUUGAAAUUUGAUACGAAUGAAGUAUUUUAGCUGCGCUGAUGAAUUCUCUCCCCCACCCCUCCCUCCUGGCCUCCGGUUUAAGGCCUCUCUCCCUCUUUUUAAAAUAAUAACAACAAUAAUUACUAUUUUGUCAUUUGUACCCCACCCAUCUGACUGGGCUGCCCCAGCCACUCUCUGUGGCCUCCAGCAACUAUAAAAGUGUAAUAAAACAUCCAAAACUUCCCCAUCCCCUUCUCUCUCUGCCCCCGUCCAGAUGCGGGACAGCCGGCCGGCCUCAGACCUGAAGCCCAGCGCCCCCAAGAAGCCCAAGCUGUCUGACCUGGGCACUUUGGGGUCCCUGCACCCCAAGCAGGACUCCCAGGCCAACAGCAGCACCUGCCUGGCUGCUUUGCGAGGUAAGGAAACCUGUAGCUCAGCAGCGGGGUGGAGAGGGGGCCGGGCCUGGGGCUCUGCUUCCUCCAGUCCCACUCACCCCAAACUCACACCCCCCACUAAACUCUUCUCUCCCUGCCCCCCAGGCCUGAGCCGUGCCGUCCUCCUGACCGGAAGCCUGAUGAAGGAGCAGGUCCACAAGGUGAGGGGGCUGUGGGGCAGCCCUGGGGAUCCUGGGGGUCUGGGCUGCCAGGCAAGGGGGUGGGGUGGAGUGCCAGUCCUGGCGGCCGAGCCCGGCUCUUGGUUUCCGGAGAGAGCCUUCCCCUUGCAGCGCCGUGGUGCUUGGCCGGUGGCGUCUCUGCCCCAAGGAGCUUUCAGGGCGGGAAAAUGAGACGGAGAGGUUUGAGGAAGACAAGGAGAAGGAGAAUUUCAAAGGAGAUCUGUGAUCACUAUUACUAUGUUCGAAUCUGUUUGUUGAUUUCAGUCCUGUUGAAUGUUGUAAAUAGUUCCUUAAAUCAAUGGCUAUUUUAUUCUCUUUGUGAAGCUGCUUCGGGGUUGACUUGAAAUAAAUAAGCUGACCAACUGCUUUGUUGUUGUGGGGUUUUUUGGUCAUGACAACCUGAAGCGCCUUUUUUAAUUGUUAAAUUUAUAUCCCUCCCUUCGUUGGAGAGACGAGAGGGCAGCUUCCAGCAUAAAACACAAGAUACAGGAUAGAAUGAUAGUCAGAGCAGGGCAGGGAGUCUGUUGGUUGACCGUCUGCCUCCUUUCCCUCAUGGUGGGGGCUAGGGAACCCCCGUUCCGCCAGGAGGAUCCCCCAGACCGUCUUGCAUGUCCCCCCAAAGCAACUUCUUUUGAUCUUCUUCCUCCCCACAGAGGCUGCAGGAGCUGGUGGUCCCUCUGCUCAUCCGACUGGGUCAGGCCGAGACCCCCCUGGGGUCCCCCUACGCCAGCGCCCCCUGCCGCAGGGAGCUGCACCGCCUCCUGCUGGCGCUGGUGCUGGCCCCCCCACCCUCCUGGCCGCCCCCUUUCCACUGCGCCCUCCGCUUGUUCAGCCAGGGGCGCGCCGACCCCAACCUCCAGGUGAGUCAGUCUCUCUCUCUCUCUCUCUCUUUUCCCCCCAACACCCACUUGGGGUUUGGCCCAAAGGGCAGCUGGGGAGCAGGGCAGGAAGGGAAGAGCCCCCUCCUCACAUUGGGCAUCUCUCCCCACCCCCUGGAGGGCCUAGUCUCUGCACAGCAAGUAGACUGCCUCACAGCCUGGAGGGUCCUCCUUCGCCAGCCCAUCCGUCCAUCCUCCUCUCCUCCUUCGCCAGUCCUGGAGGCGGGAAGUCAACCCACUGGCUGGGCCCUGUUUCCUAAAAGGAUUGCUUUACUUUAUUCAUAAAUAAUACGGGGUGGUUUUUAAUGUUUUGAGUUUUUAGUGUGUUAAUAUUCUGUUGAAAGCCGCCCAGGAGUGGCUGGGGCAACGCAUUCAAAUGGGCAGCAUAUACAUAAUACAUGGGAAGCUCGGAAAAUUAGAAUAUCGUGGGAAAGUUCCUUUACUUCAGUAAUUCAACUUAAUUGGUGAAACUAAUAUAUGAGAUCGACUCACGACAUGCAAAGCGAGAUGUGCUUCUACUUCUCAGGGGUCCAGUCUUGCUCAAUUUGCAAUCCUUGUUUUGCUGAUUUCCUUGAAUAUUCUCAUUUUCUGAGAUUGUUAAUUUGGGGUUUUCAUCAGCUGUACACCGUGAUCAUUGCAAUGAUAACAAAUCAAGGCUUGACAGAUCUCGCUUUGCAUGUCACGAGUCUAUCUCAUUUAUUAGCUUCACCUUUCAAGUUGGAAUACGGAAAUCAAGGAACUUUUCCACGAUAUUCUAAUUUUUUGAGUUUCACCUGUAAUAAUACUAUUAUUAGAAAGUAAACCAAGGUAAGGCAGUAACUGCUACAGUUGGUUGGAAGCAGCUUAAGGUUGGGCUCGAUCCUUGAGUUUGUUGCUCCAGAGCAGCACAGAAAAGGCCCACUCCCCCCCCCCCCAAGCCUGUGGGGCUGCUGCUUUAGUAGGUUUUCUUUUGCAAGAAGGUGGGGGUGAGUUGUAGCUGCCGCAAAGCCAGUUUCCUCCCUCUCUUCAGCUAGAGUAGGAAAUGGCCUUUUCUCCCAUUCGGAACCAUUUACCGUGUUUUUCGCUCUAUAAGACGCACCAGACCACAAGACGCACCUAGUUUUUGGAGGAGGAAAACAAGAAAAAAAAUAUUCUGAAUCUCAGAAGCCAGAACAGCAAGAGGGAUCGCUGCGCAGUGAAAGCAGCAAUCCCUCUUGCUGUUCUGGCUUCUGGGAUAGCUGCGCAGCCUGCAUUCACUCCAUAAGACGAACACACAUUUCCCUUUACUUUUAAGGAGGGAAAAAGUGAGUCUUAUAGAGCAAAAAAUACGGUAUAUGUUAGCCGCAGCAAUGAGGUUGAGCGUUAUUUCUCGUUCAUUUUCCAGAAUAACAUUUUUUGGAUAGCAAGGUAGAAAAUAUCCUGGCAUGUCAGAUAUAUUGGCCUGCACUGAUUUCUGGAAUAUUUCUCUUUGGGAACAAAUCCAAAGGACAUGUGCGUCCUCUGCUUUAUUUAAUCCGGGUCUCCAGCAUUUGUCUGAUCUUGACUGGCAUAUUGAGUUCAGUCUAUACGCUGCUCAAAUACCAUUCAUAGGCAGUUUUGAAAUAGUUCUCCUUUAGCCCCAGCUCCCGGGAUUUCCUGGCUAUUCUCUGGCCUGAAUCUCCCCCCACCCCAUUUUCUCCUCUAUGUGUCCUGGUUCUGAUCUAAGCUCAACCCAAAACUCUUCCUUUUAUGCAGAUGGGAGAUACAUUUCCCAUUUGUCCUCUCCCUCCAUUUCCCCGUAUCUGUGCAUCAGAAAGGAGAUCGCACCUCUAAUCGUACUGUAAUUAUUUGCAUAGUUUUAAUGGGUGGGUGUAUAGCUUUAAUUCUGUGGAUGUUUAAUCAUUUUUUAAUUGUUGUUUCUCCCCCACCCCCUUAAGUCUUCAGCCUGCUCUUAUUUUUAUCUGCUAAAUGAAAUUGAGUUCCGUUAGAUAUAAAUAACUAUAUCAUGUAUAAAUAAGGAUAUAACAUAAUCUGUGUUUUGUGCUUUCGUCUUGUAUUUUUAUGUUGUGGACUGCCCUGAGAUCAACGGAUGGAAGGCGGUUUGCAAAUUACAAAUUUUAAUAGUAAUAAGAAAAAUGCAAGAAUGAAAAUAAUGAAAACAAUUUGGCCUUUAUUUUUCUCCUCCUCUUCCUCCCUCCGCAGGUCUCUUCCUUCUGCACAGAGGCCCUGGCUGUCUGCAACGCCCUCCUGCACCCCCGUGUGCCCUCCCUGCAGCUCCCUCUGGCCGCCCCCCCGGGGGGUCCCCAGGCCCCCCCUCCGGGCCCCUCGGAGCUCUCCCCCGCCCUGGCCUCGCCCUUCCGCCCGGCGCCCCCAGCCCCCUUCUCGGCCCCCCGCCUCCUCCUCCCUCCCCCCGCCUCCUCGGCAGCCAAUCCCCUGGGGCUGCCCCCCCCUGGCCUGGCCUCCCCCGCCCAGCUGCCCCCCCGCCUGGCCCCCGAGGAGCCCUCCCUGCCCACGUCCCCCGGGGCAGCCGAGGCGGCUCUGGGAGCCAAGCUGCGCCGCUCGGUCUUCGUCCACUACGACAAGGAGGAGGAGGAGGACGUGGAGAUCUCCCUGGAGAGCGACUCGGACGACUCGGUGGUCAUCGUGCCCAAGGGGCAGCUCGGCAAGGGUCCCGGGAGCGCCAUGGUCGUGGCGGCCAUCGCAGCCCAGGCCCCCACCCCGCCCGCUCCUCCGCCAGCCCCCCCUGCACCCCCUUCCCCCCCACCAGCCUCCGAGGAGACCCCUCCGGAGCCGCCCGCCCCACCCCUCUCCCUGGGUGUGCCCCUGCCCCCUGCCCCCGCCGCUGUCCUGGCGCUGCCCGCCUCCCCUUCCCCCGCGGCCAUGGACCCCCCGUUCCCCGCCUUGGUGGAGGAAGACCCCACCGUCAUCAACAUCAACAGCAGCGAGGAGGAAGAGGAUGAUGAAGACGACUACCCGGAGGACGAGGAAUACUUUGAAGAGGACGAGGAAGAGGUGCACUGGGGAGGCAGGGGCCGGUCAGACGGGCGGCAUGUUAAUUAUUUUUAUUAUGAUGGCCAGGCAGCGAAGAGGCAGGACUUGUGGGGCGGGAGGUGCUGUGACCCUGUGGGUCAAAUUCAUCCCUGCUUUCCCCCCUGGGGUAAGAACUUCGCCACCACCGGGACAUUACCCAGGUGAAGGGAACACCUUGAAAUAAAACACAGAACCGAGGAAAUAAGUCCAGCAGCCCCGUUAGGGACCCGGUUUAUUAUCUGCUCUUGCAGUAGGACAGAGCUCAACUUAACAGAGCUUAUAUAGUAGCUGCAAACGGGUCACACGCAAAUAGCCAUAAAACAUCAGACAUGUUUCUACGUUCAUUGAGAAAGGUUGCAGGUCAUGGGAUGUAAAACACGCCUGGCUCCAUACCUGUCUCUGCUCCCCCCAAGUGCUCAGGCUGUUUGGGUCUCAGUUGUCGCCCUUAGCAGGCCUUGGGCAGCCCCACUCCACUUCCCUCGUCCCUGGGGAAAUCUCGGGAAGCUUCAAGAAGAUGCUGGAUUGCCAGCUUGAAACAGACUUAGGAAAGCAUCACCAUUGGCUGUUUCUGCCACUUUGGGGGUUAGAUAGCAAUUUUAGUUUAUGGCCUAGAGAGCACAAGGGUUGUAAAAUGUCGACACACAGGAGCCUCACAGAAGUCAUUCCCUGAUGGAUUUCAUCUUGAGGUUAAAUGCCGUUCAUUUUGAAAUAUUGUUUUUAAAAUCAAAAACAGACACCUUUGGUCUCUAAUGUUGACAUCACUCCCAAGCCCCAGCUGUCAGCCCCACACCUGACAGGUGAAGAGAGGGCUUGCUCUGGGCCCCGAGUAGGGGUUGCGGGAUGAGGGCAAGGGGUCCCUUUGCAGCCAUGUUUCUUUCCGCCCUGGGGGGUGAGGGGUUGGGCUGCAUGACCCUCAGUGGGGUCCCUCACAAGGUAGCAGGCUGCCCUUUGCUGGGUGCCCAUCAGGCUGUGGUUCCUGCGCACCGGGGUUGGGCUGGAUGGCCUUUGGGUGGCCCUCUCCCAACGCUGCAGUCCUGAUUCUCUCCCACCCACCCUUUUUUUUGCUGGCCAGGAGGAAGAGUACGACGAGGAGGACGAGGAGUUUGGGGAGGAUCUGGAGGAGGAAGAGGACGAGGAGUUUGACGAGGAGGAAGGCCUGACGGAGGAGGAAGAGGACGAGGAGGAAGGCCUGACAGAAGAGGAGGAGGAGGAGGAAGAAGAAGGGGAGGAGGAGGAGCAGAGGGUGCUGCCCUCACUGCCGCCCCCACUGCCGCCCCACCGGAGCGACGAGGAGCCGCCGGAGGUCUUGCCCAUCAAGGAGGAGCCCCCCAAGUUGGAGGAGGAGGAAGAGGAAGAAAACGAAGACGAAGAGGCAGCCGCCGGACUCCUGAUGGAGGUGGACGAGGAAGCCUUCCACCCCCCAGAGGAAAUGGCAGAGGAGGAAGAGGAAGGGGGCCGGCUGGAGCGGGACCCGGGGAAGGCAGAAGGCCAGGCGUCUCCUCUGCGGACGGCUGAAGGGCAGUCCCCCCUCCCCAGCGCGGCCCCCCUGCCCUCCGUGAAGCUGGAGGAGGAGCAGGGCGAGAAGCAGCCCCCCCAGGAGGAGCAGGAGGGCCCCGCGGCUGCAGCUGCCCCCCGGACCACGACUCCACAGGGGCAGGAGGAAGAGGAGGAGGAGGAAGUCGUGGUGCACGAAGGGGGCCGGAGGGAGCCAGGAGGGGCGGCCCCCGAGGCUGCAGCGCUGCAGGGAGAGGCGGAGAAGCAGGAGCCGCCGCCGGGCGAGGAGGUGGGCAUGAGGGGCAGGGCGGGAAGAGAGGUCACGGCACAUGUGGGGAAGAAUAUUCCCUCGUUAACUGAACUCUGUACGGUGCAUCUUCCACUCUGGGGCGAUAGUGGAGCUCAGGGUGUGACGUUGACGUUCCAAGGGGAAAGGAACCUGGGACGGCUCAGUCGGCAGAGCAGGAGACCCUUCAUCUCAGAGUCGUGGGGUCAAGCCCCACAUCGGGCAAAAGAAUCCUGCACUGCAGGGGGUGGGACUAGGUGCCCCCCAACUUCCCAGUUCUGUGACUCCAUUAUUCUAAGUAUGAAGGCAUUACAGGCAGAGAGUUUUGUUUUGUUUGGUAAAUUUGUAGACCCAUAGAUUUCAGGCCUUUCGCAGUGUAAAAUUACAAUCUAAUAAAUGCAAAAUGCAUAAUAAAAAUAAGAACAACGAUCCCUUGGGACCCCCUUCCAGAUACUCGCAGUUCUCUGGUUCUGUCCUCUGUCCCGGGUCUGAUCUCCUCCCCCCCACCCAAGAAAGGGCAAAAGAGGGAGUGAAUUUAUAUCAGUUUAGAGUUGGCUCUUCUCUCUCCAAAUUAAGCUGUUUGUUUGACUUCUACACGGUGCUGUUUUCUAUUUAUUGGUUUGUUUUGCUUCACAAAAUCUCUUUGCUGAUGGAUUGUAGAGGGAAAAGCCUCGAAGCCGGAAAGGUUUUCUCAGUGAAACCACAUAAAGAUUUUAUGAAGCAAAUAAGUAAACCUCAAAGUGGUUUGCAAAAGGAUGAUGAUGAUGAUAAAUUGUCAAUCAGAAAAGUUUGCAGCAACAACAUUAAGGCUUUUGAACAGCUAACACGGCAAAAACCCGAAAACAGAUCAGGAACUCGCAUGCACUUCGUAAUGUGGGUGGUUGUCUGAAAGCAGUUUACCUGUGAGAUCGCUUUGCCCCACCUGCUCCCACUUGGCCGGUUCAGCCGGCGCAUCUGGCCCUGCUGCAGGCGCCACACGACACCCGUUCUGCUUUUGUAAGAACUCUGGCAGCCCCUGCCCUUUGGAACUUGAGAUGAGGCAGGCGUCUUUGCUGUACUCUUUAUCAGCAACCGCCCAAACCCUUCUGGUUGGGGAAGCCCACCCAGAGAAGCCUUCGCUGGAGGAGGAUGCAACCAGGCCGCCGUGUUGUGGAAUAUUUUGACGGCGCCUUGUUUUUUAAGAGCACAAAUGGUCAUUAAGAACAAUCCAAAUAAUUCUGGCUACACUUUGGAUGGCGGAAAAAGUCCUCUGGGGCGGCAGAGAGUCUGGGGGGAGGGUGUGUCUAGGGCAGAUUCCUAAGUCUGGAGCUGGGAUGGUUUAUUGUGUGCGGGGGGGGGGGGAGGUGUUGUGUGUUCUGCAGUCUCCAACUUUGGAGGGAGCAGCGAGGGGUCUUGCAGUGGCAGCUGGGAACAAUGGUCAGACCCCACCUGGGUCCAGUUUUGGGCACCCCAGUUCCAGAAGGAUAUUGGUGAGAAGAUGGAAGGUGCGCAGAAGAGGGUGAGCAGGAUUUUGAAGGGUCUGGAAAACAAGCCUUGUUUACGAGGAAGAGCUGGGGGGAGAUGGAGAUAUUUAGCCUGGAAAAGAGGAGACGGGAGAACCGUCUGCCAGUAUCUGAAGGGUUGCCUCCAGGAGCAAGCUUGUUAUCUCCUGCUCUGGAGGGCAGGGUCUAAACCCAUGGUUUCAAACUCCAAGAAAGGAGAUACUCAACGUUUAGGCUUUCCUGAGGGUAAGAGCCCAUCUGUGGCAGAGCGACUCCCUCGGAAGGUUUUUUAAUAGGUUGGACGGCCGCCUGCCAGCGAUGCUUCAGCUUUGAUUCCUGCAUUUCGGGGGGGGGGGGGUUGGACUGGAAGCCUACAAUUCUGUGAUUCUCUAAGGCCUGCAUUCUGGGUUUGCUCUGUGUGUGUACGUCUUUUUUUAGAUUGAGUGCCGAAAUGCUGUCUUUUCCGCCAGUCUUCAAAACUUUGUUCGGCCGAGCGCCCUAAUAUAUUGACGCUUUUCGGGGGGAUACUUCCGGUGGGUGGUGGGGUGAGUUGUCAUGCCAACUACAAUGAAGUGACCCCACCUAAUUCUCUUCCCCUGCAGGGCACAGAAGUGGAUGAAACAGAAGCCAUGUUGGCGGACUUUGUGGACUGUCCCCCAGAUGAGGAGAAGGUGCCGUCCGAACCCAGUUCCUGAGGGAGCGCUGGAUCCGCCGUGGUCAACGGUGGUGGGCGAAUUGGGGGCUGAGAAGGGGGGCACUGUGAUCCCUGAAACAGACAUUCCCCACUCUGCGCAUCACUGCCUUCUGGACUUAGGAGCCUCCAUAUUCUAUUUUUUAUGUGUUUGUGUUUUGAGGGGAGGAAGGUUUUGGGUUUGUUUGUUGUUUUUUUAAUACAAAAGACAUUCAAUAAAAUUUCUUUAUACUGCA
Molecule: messenger RNA, 19338 nt
Organism: Podarcis lilfordi (Lilford's wall lizard)
Lineage: Eukaryota; Metazoa; Chordata; Lepidosauria; Squamata; Lacertidae
Source: the annotation of a GenBank genome assembly